GGUUGAUCGGUUCGUCAUGUCAUUACAGAAUUUGUUUGUUGUUGUUUUAUAAUUUAUUGUAUACGUUUUAUCACAAAAUUUAUAAAUUUCUAAAAAAUCGUAUUAUCUCUUUUAAAAUUGCUAACUUAACUAAAACAUUUUGCUGUCAGUAAAAUAAAAUAAAACUGUGAGUUAUCCCAGUCUAUAAACAUUUACUUUUUAUAACAUAUAGAGGAAAGUAUUAUCAAUAAUCUACACAUUGCAAAUUUAUCAAAAUGUCGGCGUUAUUAACUGCGGAUUGGUUCCAAUUGGACUCAUACUACAGAAAGUUUGACUUAUAUACUAUGACCUGGAACAUGGAAGAGGGAUUAGACAAUAUGAUUGUUAGCGGAGCCCCAUAUGGAGGUCCAAUAGCCAUGGUCAGAGAUAGAAAACAAUUUGUAAGAAUAAUGACAACAAGUAAACCUGUCAUAACUAUUUACAAUUGUUUUGGGAAUUUGAUAUCUAAUAAUAAAAUAUUGUGGAAUAGUGGUGUUUUGGUGCAUAUGGGCUGGUCUGACAGCGAGCAGCUUCUCUGCAUACAAGAGAGUGGAGACGUCCUCAUUUAUGACAUGUUUGGUGCUUAUCAGAAAACUUUUAAUAUGGGCCAGGAAGUUAGAGAUACUAAAGUGUGCAAAGCUCAGUUGUUUCCAAAUCCUACUGGUGUUGGUCUUGCAGUUAUGACAACAACCAACCGUAUGUUCCUUAUCAGUAAUGUCUCUGAGCCUAAGGUCCGGUCUGCCCCCGAUUUACCUAGAGCCAACGAGCCUAUAUCUUGUUGGUGCGUUCUCAAUUCCUUUGUGCGCACGUCGCCCGUCGUUGGAUUUUUGGUGUGCCGUGACAAAGAAAUAUACAAGUGUCAACUUGGUGAGCCAAGGGCUGUUCUAUUGCGUCCAGAUAUAAAGAACCCGUACACUCAAAUCCUAUCAAUAGUACCAUCACAGAACGGCAGGCAUGUUGCACUCUUCACAGAUUCUGGCUACAUGUGGAUCGGCUCAUCAGAUCUGAAGACCAAAUAUUGUGAGAUUGAUACUGGACAUAUUAAGCAACCAAAAGAAUUGGUCUGGUGUGGUUCUCAGGCCAUCGUGGGUCAUUGGGACGACAUUUUGUGUAUUUAUGGUUUCAAUGGCAAAUCUGUAUCUUACCCAUAUGACGGACCGUUUCAUAUUAUACAGGAAAUGGAUUGUGUCAGAGUGCUAUCAGAGUACAGUCAUGAGUUAAUUCAAAAAGUACCUGUCGAAGUGGAGAAAAUAUUUAGGAUAAACAGUACUGCGCCUGGAUCGUAUCUAGUGGAAGCUUCUAAACAAUUUCAAAAACGUAGUCACCGUGCUGAUGAGUACAUUAGACUGGUCAAACCGGAUUUGCCGAAUGCAGUUCAGAACUGUAUAGAUGCUGCAGCAUUUGAAUUCAAUCCUGAUGUACAGAAGAUGCUGAUCCGUGCCGCACAGUUCGGCAAGGGAUUCAUUACGGAUCCGGUAUUGACGGAUCAUUACGUGAAUACAUGCCGGUGGCUGAGGGUGCUCAAUGCAGUAAGGGAUCCGAAAGUUGCUAUACCACUAACGUUUCGACAAGUGGAAAAUUUGGGUGAACGUGUAUUACUAGACCGUUUGAUAUGGCGACGUCUUCACUGUUUAGCGGGUCACAUCGCCACAUAUCUGCAACUUAAGGACGGAAGGACCAGAGUGCUGUCUCACUGGGCCUGUUAUAAGGUUACACAAUUACAUUUGGAUAACGAAAGUGCAGCCCGAGAGAUAGGAGAAAAACUCCGGAAUGUACCCGGCAUCUCGUAUUCGACGAUCGCUAUGAAAGCUCACGAGAAAGGUCGAAAAGCGCUUGCUAUAAAGAUCUUGGAGUAUGAGACGCGCAGUAAGCUACAAGUACCACUGCUGUUGGCCCUGGGCGAGGGUAGCGCGGCACUCCUACGUGCGGCACAUAGUGGAGACACUGACUUAUUGCAUGUAGUGUUAUUGCAUCUCAAGGCGAACAUGGCGAAACACGAGUUUGAGCUGACCAUACGUAGCUUCCCGCUCGCGCACGCUUUAUAUCUAAAGUACUGCGCGAGUCAUAACAGAGAAGCGCUCCGGAAGAUAUACGUGCAGGAAGACGACUUCCCGGGUCAGGCCUCUACCCACAUACGUGACGCGUUAGAACACACAACUCCGGGUAGCGCUGAGGCAUCACUUAUAUCCGCCAGGGAGUGUUACAAGAAGGGCAAGAACGACUUAGGUGCGUCGAUAUGUGAAGACGCUCGUAAACUUUACAAGCAGCAGUCCAGUCUACAGGAGACUUACGGCGAGAGUUUCGUUGGCCUCUCACUGCACGAUACCGUGCGAAAGCUAUUGUUACAAGGGGAACUCAAGUUGGCAGAGAAACUGCGUGCCGAAUACAAAGUACCCGAUAGAAGAUUCUGGUGGCUCCGCAUACUGACGCUAGCGGAGAAGAACGAGUGGACGGAACUGGACAAGUUCAGUAAAUCCAAGAAGUCCCCCGUUGGUUAUGAACCAUUCGUUGACGCUUGUCUGAUGAGACAUAAACCAGAAGAAGCACAGCGAUACUUACCACGUUGUCAGGAACAUGUCAAAGUCAAGUACUACGUCAAGGCUGGAUUUUACGAAGAAGCCGCUCAAGUAGCUUUCGAGCAAAAGGACGAGAACGCACUGCUUUUUGUACAGAAUAAGUGUCCAUUACGCGAGUCCGGUAAACAUGAGAAAAUAUCGGCUCUACUCGAACAACUUGCCAACAAGAAAUGAGCGGUAUUGACAACGCUAUAAGACUUAUUUUUCGUAAAUAACAAGAAAAACUGUAUGUAAACUCCUUAUUAUAACCGCUCUAUUGCACAUCAUAUAUCAUAAAAGUAGUUAAUAAGCUAGAACAAAAUAUAUUUAAAAACAAGUAGGUAUAUUAAGACAUUAAUAUCGAUUUGUAUAUUUGAAAGUUUUCAUAUUAAAUAAAACUAUGUAUAUCUCAAUAAAAACCAAAUAUUAAUAAGUUAUCGUGUGUUAUAUUUAAAUUAUAAAUAAAAAACAGUAACUGCUA
Messenger RNA from Diatraea saccharalis (sugarcane borer), 3054 nucleotides. The record is from the annotation of a GenBank genome assembly. NCBI's taxonomy places the organism in Eukaryota, Metazoa, Arthropoda, Insecta, Lepidoptera, Crambidae.